AUGGAGGCGGACAACUCCACCGGCGACCCCCGUGCUCCCAGCCCGCAGCUGAGCGUGACCGACCUCAUCGUCAUCACCGUGUAUUUCGCCCUGAACCUGGCUGUGGGCAUAUGGUCUUCAUGCGGGGCCAGCAGGAACACGGUGAGAGGCUACUUCCUGGCGGGCCGGGACAUGACCUGGUGGCCGAUUGGAGCCUCCCUCUUUGCCAGCAGCGAGGGCUCGGGCCUCUUUAUUGGACUGGCGGGCUCGGGUGCGGCCGGGGGCCUGGCCGUGGCGGGCUUCGAGUGGAAUGCCACGUAUGUGCUGCUGGCCCUGGCGUGGGUGUUCGUACCCAUCUACAUCUCCUCGGAGAUCGUCACCAUGCCUGAAUACAUUCAGAAGCGCUACGGAGGCCAGCGGAUUUGCAUGUACCUGUCUAUCCUGUCUCUGCUGCUGUCCGUCUUCACCAAAAUAUCGAUCGACCUGUACGCAGGGGCCCUCUUUGUGCACAUCUGUCUGGGCUGGAACUUCUACCUCUCCACCACCCUCAUGCUCGCCAUCACGGCCCUGUACACCAUCGCAGGGGGUUUGGCUGCUGUGAUCUACACGGACGCCCUGCAAACGCUCAUCAUGGUGGUGGGGGCCGUCAUCCUGACCGUCAAAGCCUUUGACCAGAUCGGCGGCUAUGAGCAGCUGGCGGCAGCCUACGCCCAGGCCGUCCCAUCCAGGACCAUCGCAAACACGACCUGCCACCUGCCCCGUGCAGACGCCAUGCACAUGUUCCGAGACCCCCACACAGGGGACCUCCCGUGGACUGGGAUGACCUUCGGUCUGACCAUCAUGGCCACCUGGUACUGGUGCACUGACCAGGUCAUCGUGCAGCGAUCGCUGUCCGCCCGGGACCUGAACCAUGCCAAGGCGGGCUCCAUCCUGGCCAGCUACCUCAAGAUGCUGCCCAUGGGCCUGAUCAUCAUGCCAGGCAUGAUCAGCCGUGCGCUGUUUCCAGAUGACGUGGGCUGCGUGGUGCCGUCUGAGUGCCUUCGGGCCUGUGGGGCCGAGAUCGGCUGCUCCAACAUCGCCUACCCCAAGCUGGUCAUGGAACUGAUGCCCGUAGGUCUGCGGGGGCUGAUGAUUGCAGUGAUGAUGGCCGCACUCAUGUCGUCGCUGACUUCCAUCUUCAACAGCAGCAGCACACUUGUCACCAUGGACAUCUGGAGGCGGCUGAGGCCCCUCGCUGGCGAGCGGGAGCUGCUGCUCAUUGGCCGGCUGGUCAUCGUGGUGCUCGUGGGCGUCAGCGUGGCCUGGAUCCCCAUCCUGCAGGACUCCAACAGUGGGCAGCUCUUUAUCUACAUGCAGUCGGUGACCAGCUCCCUGGCCCCCCCAGUGACCGCAGUCUUUGUUCUGGGCAUCUUCUGGCGGCGUGCCAAUGAGCAGGUGGGUGGGGGAUGGGCAGCACCGGGGCAGACAGGACAGGGGGGGUCGGGGCUCGGUCCCCUCCCCGCGGACGGGCUGCCUCUGGCUCACAUCUUCCCCUGCCGCCCGUGUGCGUGCUGGGGGAACCUGGGCCCUCACCGUCCUCCUGCCCUGCCUCCCCUUCCCCAGGGGGCCUUCUGGGGCCUGAUGGCGGGGCUGGCCCUGGGUGCCACUCGGCUGGUCCUGGAAUUCCUGCACCCCGCGCCCCGCUGCGGUGACCCGGACACGCGGCCUGCUAUCCUCAGCAGCAUGCACUACCUGCAUUUUGCCGUCGCCCUCUUUGUGCUCAGCGGGGUCGUUGUGGUGGCUGGGAGCCUGCUGACGCCACCCCCCCAGGGAAUCCAGAUUGAGAACCUUACCUGGUGGACCUUGGCUCAGGAUGUGCUCGUGGGAGCCAAAGCAGGCGAUGGCCAGACACCCCAGAAACACGCUUUCUGGGCCCGUGUGUGUGGCUUCAACGCUAUCCUGCUCAUGUGUGUCAACAUCUUCUUCUACGCCUACUUCGCCUGACGCUGGCCCCGUGGCCAAGAAGGCUGGAGCGCUCGGAAUCCUCAGGUCUACCUCGCUUUCACUGAGGACACCGAGGCCCAGAGACCCAGGGACUCCCCUCGCGACUGCGUAGCCGGUCCGGUGCCCACACAC
Messenger RNA from Prionailurus viverrinus (fishing cat), 2094 nucleotides. It is a transcript of the gene SLC5A10, whose product is annotated as solute carrier family 5 member 10. Bases 1 to 1962 code for a protein of 653 amino acids. The record is from RefSeq and is a predicted model, not a curated record. Gene Ontology annotation, biological process: transmembrane transport. Gene Ontology annotation, cellular component: plasma membrane. Gene Ontology annotation, molecular function: D-glucose:sodium symporter activity. The transcript is spliced from 14 exons. Lineage: Eukaryota; Metazoa; Chordata; Mammalia; Carnivora; Felidae.